Messenger RNA from Daphnia magna, 345 nucleotides. RefSeq names its product cytochrome P450 302a1, mitochondrial-like. The transcript has 4 exons. Gene Ontology annotation, molecular function: iron ion binding; heme binding; monooxygenase activity. NCBI's taxonomy places the organism in Eukaryota, Metazoa, Arthropoda, Branchiopoda, Diplostraca, Daphniidae. The coding region runs from base 1 to 345 and encodes 114 amino acids. The record is from RefSeq and is a predicted model, not a curated record.
AUGUUUGAAGUGUCUCAUGAAAAUUUGAUUAAUGAAGACCUUAUCAGUGGCGAGGCUACUGAGACGCAAUCGUUGACGGGCAAUGCCACCGUGUUUCUUUUACACGAUAUCUUGAACAAUCCAGAGGUAAAGGUUCGCGUUUACGAAGAGCUGGACCGAGUUUUUCUUUCUCCGGAAGACGCAAAAACUCCUCCGCUUCUUUUGAAGUUCAAAUACCUUAAAGUGUUCAUCACUGAAAGUCUUAGGAUGACACCUGUGGCUCCUAAUGUGGCGCGCAUAUUAGAAAACCGUUUAUCUUUCAAGGUUAUUACGUUGCUGUUGGAGUUAGCUUGGAAGUUACUUUAA